Tachysurus fulvidraco (yellow catfish) is the source of this 1902-nucleotide messenger RNA. Its product is annotated as protein NLRC3-like. The coding region runs from base 16 to 1887 and encodes 623 amino acids. NCBI's taxonomy places the organism in Eukaryota, Metazoa, Chordata, Actinopteri, Siluriformes, Bagridae. The record is from RefSeq and is a predicted model, not a curated record. The transcript is spliced from 4 exons.
UACUAAUAUUCAAAGAUGCAGACUCUUUAUCUGGACACAGAUAACGUUUCCCCACCCUCAAACAACUGUAAUCUCCAGGGAAAGAGAUCAGAAUCACCAACACCCAGCUGUAUCUCCAUGAAGAGCGAACAGUCUAUGGAGGUUCCUCCAAAGUUUAAAGAUGAAGAGUCCUCUCUUCUACACAGUGUUCUACAAAAGGCAGAAGACAAAAGAGAAACAAACAUCAAAGAAACAUGGCACAACUCAGAAUCUGCUGCUGGAUAUGAAUUCCAGAAAAAGUUCAAAUUAACCCUAAUGAAGAAGUUUCAGUGUUUGAAUGGACUGAUAAUAAACCUGGGAACCCAAACACUCCUGAAUGAGAUCUACACAGAGCUCUACAUCACAGAGGGAGACAGUGGACAAGUCAAUAAUGAACAUGAGGUGAGACAGAUGGAGGCAGCAUCCAGGAGAAGAACAACAGAGGAAACACCAAUCAAGUGCAAUGACAUCUUUAAGCCUUUAUCUGAACAAGACAAACCCAUCAGAACUGUGCUGACAAAUACAUCAUCUAAACAAGACAAACCCAUCAGAACUGUGCUGACAAAUACAUCAUCUGAACAAGAGAAACCCAUCAGAACUGUGCUGACAAAUGGAGUCGCUGGCAUCGGAAAAACCGUCUCUGUGCAGAAGUUCAUUGUGGACUGGGCUGAAGGGAAAGUAAAUCAGGACGUCCACCUCAUAUUUCCACUUCCUCUCAGAGAGCUGAACUUGAUGAAGGACCAGAAACUGAGCCUGAUGGAGCUCCUUCAUGUGUUUUUUAAGGAAACAAAAGAAACAGAAAUGUCCAGUUUGGAAAAGGUUCUGUUCAUUUUUGACGGAUUGGACGAGUGUCGUUUUCCUCUAGAUUUCCAGAACACAGUGAGAGUGUGUGAUGUAACUGAAUCAGCAUCAGUGCCUGUGCUGCUGAUAAACCUGAUCAAAGGGAAUCUGCUUCCCUCUGCUCUCAUCUGGAUCACCUCCAGACCUGCAGCAGCUGAUCAAAUCCCCUCUGAGUGUGUGGAUCGAGUCACAGAGGUACGAGGGUUCAAUGACCCACAGAAGGAGGAGUACUUCAGGAAGAGGAUCAGUGAUCAGAGCCUGGCCAAUAACAUCAUCACACACCUGAAGUCAUUAAGAAGCCUCUACAUCAUGUGUCACAUCCCAGUCUUCUGCUGGAUUACAGCCACUGUUCUAGAGAGAAUGUUGGGUGAAGCAGAGAGUGGAGAGAUCCCCAAGACUCUGACUCAAAUGUACACACACUUCCUCAUCAUUCAGACAAACAUCAUCAGAGAAAAAUACUCAAAGAAGCAGGAGAGUGAUGAAGAAAUGCUUCUUAAACUGGGACAACUGGCUUUUCAGCAGCUGGAGAAAGGGAACCUGAUCUUCUAUGAUGAAGACCUGAGAGAGUGUGGUAUUGAUGUGACAGAAGCAGCAGUGUACUCAGGUGUGUGUACUCAGAUCUUCAGAGAGGAGUUUGGGCUUCACCACAGUAAAGUGUACUGCUUUGUUCAUCUGAGCAUUCAGGAGCAUCUCGCAGCUCUGUAUGUGCACCUGACCUUCAUGAAGGAGAACAGAAAUGUUCUUAAAUUGAAUCCAUUCUCUGUAUGGAUGAAUAAAGUCAAUACAAUCUCAAAUUUACAGAUCAGUGCUGUAGAUCAGACAUUUGCAAGUGGAGACGAGUAUGUGACAUCAUCAGAAUACCCACGAGGCAGUUCCCCUCAUUGUUCUGAGUGUUUUGAUACGUCACAUGUCCAUGUUGUAAAAAGUUUUUGGAUUUUGCAUAUUUUGGGGGCGGGGCUGCGGCACAACCGGAAGGCCAGUCGGUACACCAAUUUAAAACUUAUACUUAUAAACCUCCAUACUUUAUAAAGGCCAUUUUGAGAC